ACGCGGGACAUGCGCGUUUGAUGACUGUAAACCAACCCGGCCAUCGGGAGUCUGCGAACGGGGGAAGAAUCAUCGACCCGUUUCGUCCCAUGUCUGUUAUCAGACGGCCAACAACAUGGCCACGAGAGCGGCGACGUUCGCUGCCAAGGUGAGGAAUCUGCACGAUUACCAGCUUCGACUUCUCAACAGCUCCGUCUCGCCACCAUCCGGUCACGAUGUAGCCAACACUCUUAAAUAUUUCUCUCAGAUGUUACUCGGCAUCUUGAAAGAUGUUCCGGAUUUCCCUCUUGUCAUGAUCUACAACAAAGAGCGCGAUUCCAAACGCAUGGCGCUCUUCCCUAGUUUGGAUUACAGAGGACUUUAUACUGUUUUGAUCCAGCUGCUGGAAGUCAUCCCUCUCAUUCAGACGGGUGUCGAUGUAUUGGGCCAAGCGCUGAUUAGCACGAUCCUGUGCGUCAUGCCGUUCAUCGAACAGGAUUUGAUCGAUAACCUACCGAGCCUUGUAGCCUCGUCUAUCGUUCACUUGCCCACGUCACUUCACGGCUACAUCGUUCAGGUCCUCUGCUGCUUCCUUCUACCACUUACCAUGGGUACUCCGCCAACGGAUGGCGUCUUCAACGUGAUCGAGCCUUCCAUUCCGGGAAUCAUCAUGGCCGUUCUGCAGUACACGAGCAACACAGCUUAUCACUGUCAAUUAAUGGAAACGCUCAUGUCGCUGAAGCCGGAUGUGGCUAAGGAUUUGCUCUGCGUUAUCGCUCACGGGACGUUGAAAGCUCGCGUGCCGGGCGCCCACCUUUUAUUCUAUUACUGGCCGUCCUUGAAUCCCACGCUGUACGACCGCCGCGGCGUCAACACGAAAUUCAACGGAUUCGCUCUUAACGGUUGGAAGCCAGUGCUCUGCCAGCGGGAAGAAUGCCUGAGCAGCGGAGAAGCGGCCGAAUCUAUCAAACUGUGCUUGGAUCAUCGUGUGGCCGUCAGCCAGCAGGGCAACAACGAGAAUGGGCCGCUUCUGGUCGUCUGCGCUGGAUGUGCUGACGAAAUCAAACGCAUAGACCCUCCCGCCAAUUUAACAGCCAAUGGCAACCAACAGCAGCCGGUCGAGCCUUUGGUCGAACUUCUUUUGCCCAUGCUUCAAGUGGCCGCCACUUGUGACAACACGAGUUGCCGUUCGUCAGACAAGACGGCCAGCGUCUCGUGUUUCUCCGCCAGUUGCACCAGUUACAACAACAAACGACCGAUACGUUAUUGUGCCCAGUGUCACUCGAUCCGACACAAUAACCGACGAGGUGGAGACCACGUUUACCACUGUAACUUGACCUCGGCUUGGGAGAUGUCGCCGGAGAUGCAGAGCUACACCGUUGAGGCCAUCGUCAGUCUUUUGAAAGAAGCCCAGCCCUACAGUUUUGAGCGAAGUAGCGAAAGUAAUGACCGGCUCACUCGAGCCGGUCUCUGGCUCUGUGGCGAUUUGGACACCAUUUAUUCAUUCGGAUUGGAAGAGAGAAGAUUACUCAGUCGCUACGGUGUUUGGCUUCUCACGGCGGUUUGCAGACCUGUGCCGCAAGCCGCCAAAUCGAUUAUCGGCAGAUUAAUUGGUGCACUGUUUCAUUGGUUUGAUACUACUGCCCACGUCACGGAUGAUCAAGCUGGGAGUGUGUUGGAACCGUUAAAGUCGGAAAUGCUGCGCGAGUGGAUCGUUGAGGCGCAAGAAAAUCAAUUGGAUGUCCUUCUCGACUGUCUGAUGCCCUGGCCGGCUAGCUAUUCGCGCAUAGGGGGUAGCUGGGAUACCGGACAUUGUCCAAAAGCUGUUCACAUCAAAGAAGGGUUCAAUCGACUCUUUUGUCUCGUACCGUACGAGAUUAUCACCGUCGAUUUGUGGAACGACAUCGUGCCCCGUUGGCUCGAAUCGAUGGUCUCCACCGUGCCGUCUGAUGAGUGGAUUGAAUUCCGGAUCAUCUUGAGCAAACUGCUUGACUCUAGCAUGAGUCCUUUGGGUUUUGAUGCCCAGCAAAUGUUCCGUUUUCUGGCCGUUCGCUUCCGUGGAACUCAUUUGCGCGUCCAGCAACAGACGCUCAACUGGCUCCAGCUUCUUUCUUCCCUACACAUUGUCGUACCAAUUGAUCUUCUAGUCAAUAUCUUCCAAGAAGGUGUCAAUACCAGCAAAUUGGAUGACAACGACAUGCCGAAUUUAGAUACGGAAGAAAUUCGGCCAUUGUCGCCCGUUUCCAAUCAAAGUGUUCCAUCAUCGGAUCUACCUCUGAGUCUUCCCGAAAAGAGUCUUGCUUGCCAUGUUCUGAUGCUGGACAUACUGCUGGAACAAUUAGAAGUGCAAGAGGAGCCGAGCAACGGCGGGUUGUCUGGUGCGCCACUAGCCCAGCAUUGCCUAACUCUCCUGAAAGAUAUGAUCCACGUCCGGCAGAGCAUGUUACACAACUGCACUUCAGCCGAUUGCUACAUGUGCAGCUUAUUAACUUCGUGGUACCAGCUGGCCCAAGAGCUCAUUGCCUUCUUCUCUCCGCUGCACGCUGCCGUCGUCUGUGAAUGUCCAGAAGAGCUGGAAACGUGCGUCGAAAUGGCAACUGCCCAGUCAGUUCAACAGCAACAACCCAGUCCCGUUGAAAAGGUGGUUCAUAAACCUGAAGAGGCUGGGCCAACUGUUCAUCACCCAGAGCAACAACAGCAAGCGAAACAACUGGGUGAUGUCAGAACAGCCAAGAUGGAGACCGUCUCCGAACUAGAUCUUGCACCGAUCCUUCCGUCGGAAAGAGUCCUCAGAGCUGUGGCGAAUGCAGUAACCUGUACUGAAAAUGAAGUGGCCAAUUGCAAAGCGCAAGUUUCUCAUCCGGGCAUGUUGAGUGGCGACGAUCCACCUAGCGACCAUCAGGAUCAUCAACAACUGAAUCAGCAAUACUGGGUGACGACAGCUGGAAACUUCCGGUUUUCACUGGAAGAAUUACCCAACCAUCUCCAAUUGAUCUACGGAUUCUUGAAAGAGCUCUAUCAUUUAAUCCGGCCCGACACGCAACGACAUCUAUUGCGGUGUGUCGAAAUCCUUUGCCUUCAUUGCGAAGUCCUCAGCAAAUCGGCUUGUCGCGAACAUCCCGGCUUCCUCUUUUGGGUCCAGGAGAACCUCACGGUAGCCCAGUUGUGGAAUCUUCUCGAAAGUCAAACAUCCCACGUAGCGCAGACCGGUGCCUCUCUUUUGCUGCACUGUCUUACCCUUCCAGGCGGCUCGGAUGUCUUUUGGAAGAUCAUGGAAUCAGAUUUCCAUUCGCGUGAAUGGAAAACCCGCUUCUCAUCCGUUGAACGCAUGAUGUUGGUCUUCCAAUUUCUGGAUGAUGCCACCGUUAAGCAGAGUUCCAUUUUGCAAUCGAUCUUGACAAACGCAUUCUGCUUCCUCAUUUCAUCCAUGGACGAUAUCAAUUCGGCUGUAGCCAACAGGGCGACCAUUCUCCUGGAGAGUUUACACGAUGGUUCGCUGAAAUUGCUCUGUUGGUGUCUGGAACAACAGUUUGACAGUUUCAUCUGCGACAGACCGCUGUUGUUACAUUCCAUUAUGGCACUUCAUCACCACCCUUGGCUAACAAAACGCAAGAUCAUCUCGUGGAAGUUCUUCUUCAACCGUUUCGAUUCUCUUUAUUUGGAGGCUCAGUUGAGCUUGCAACGAGCUGGAGAACUGAUUGAACCCCGCGAUCUGAAGGCCAGUCACAUGUCAAACGAAAGCUUCAAUAAAAAGCUGCAAAAAGCUCGCGAGGCUAUCAGACGUUAUGCUCCUAGCAGACCCAGUUCUCCCACUCAGCAGCCGAGAAGUUUGAUGCGCUCUUUAAGCCUAUCGAAUCAUCGCAAUUUUGGCCGUCGCAAGUCUGCCCAGAAUUAUCAACAUCAUGGAGGGUCCAAGAGUUACAGCAGACAAGGCUCUUCAGCCCAGUUAAAACUGUUGCGAUCGAGAGGAGGUCUAGCUGGUGAUCGGAUGAACAAUCAACAGGCAUCCCAGGAAGAAGCCUAUGUAGCCCUUUUCAUGCAACGUUGCUCCGAGCUGGACGACUACGACGGAGAAACGCAUUCCUUACUGCUGACUACUCUGAUGCAAUUCCUUGCACAGCCUGAUCUCGCCCAGUUAAGUGAUGAUAAAUUCCAGUCGCAAAUUCAGAAUUUAGUUCUGCGUCAUUUGAGUCUUUUACUGGGAUACGGUCCGACCGAGAGGGCCUUCUGCGUGACGCCACAAAAGCUUAGAUCAUCGGCCACGUUCAACGCCUUUCUGUCGGCUCUUCCGCAAGUUCUGGAUCGCAAUUUGGCCAUUGGAGCGACUCUUUUACCGAUGACGUUAUCUCUGAUGAUCUUCUGUCCAGCGCCGCCAUCAAAAGCCAAUGGUCCUGGGGGCAGUUCUUGGUUGCAGUGUCAUGGACAGGCCGGUGUACCUAUUAUCAUGCACGGAUCCAUGAGUAGCGUAGGUUUUGCUUCUGGAUCAGCUGCUGCAGCUGGUUCUAAUAACGUUAAUGAUCGACACAACGGAUCAACUCCACAGAGAGCCUACAAACCAACCUACUCGUUGUGGUAUUUAGAGACCCAUCCACGUCGGAUGUGGUUGCAAACGGUUUUAGUUAUCCUGUACAAGUAUCGUUAUAAUCAACCGAAUCUGGCUCCCCUAGUACAAAGUAUAAUGCGAGUUGUCCUCAACACGCUGGAAUCGCAAUACCAUCGCUGUUAUCGCUACGGAGGUAUCGGAGCCACCUUGAGUCAUGGCCCUCCAUCGACAGCCCAGCAUCAGAUCCACGGAGUUGCUUCGGCGGCAACGAUGAGAAUGAGAGAUCAAAGUCAGGCUUCCUUGGAAGUUGACUCUCCCAAUGAUGCAGCCGAUGGGAAAGGGAGGCCAAAUGUUAUUGGACAUGGCGUUGGAGCAGUCCUGGGCAUAGCUGGCCUUGUCUGGGGUUCUUCAACUAUUCAACAUCAAAUUCAGUUUCAAGUCGCAUCGAAUAAGGCCAACAUCUCCUUGUCGUCACGACGCGAAUUGACCGGCAGUAUCUCAAGCGAAUGUGAUAUCGAUCAGGAUGUUGAUGGCGUCGAGUUAGAGGUUAUUCCCGAGAGUCCCAAGAGUAGUAGACCGGAUCCUGACUGGGAUCGUGAUUCACUGGCUGAAGUCGAGAUCCUCUCGGAGAUGUCACAGCAAGAACCCAAUGCUGCCACAGCUGCAUCAGAAGUUUCAUUAGCUACCUGUGUCCGCCAACCAUCAGGUGUAUACGAAGCCCACACGGUCGUAUCCCAUCGUCAAAUCAAUGCCGCUGAUGCUGCUGCAGCCGCUGCAGCGGCCACGGCAACACCUACGGGAGUCAGAACUCGUCAGAGAAAAAUCGGAAUUUCUAUGGGAACCAUGGGUUCCGAAUUGCCGUUCGUUGCCACAGAACAGUCAAAUCGCCAGCAGGCUCCGGCGGAACCUCAAGCACCUCAGCCUGUUCCUGCCAAUAUAACAAUACCGGCGUCCAUUAAACAGAGCUCUCUCCGCGUUGGUGACGAAGUAGCCUGUCACCGCUGCUCCAAAUGCAACGCGCCGUUCGAAGAGUUCAGCGAAGAAGAACUAGGUUUAUGUAUUGUCAUCAUAUCUACCUUUGUUCAUCGAGAACCUGCCUUGGCCGCCCCCAUGCUUCCGGAGAUUCUCCGCUGUAACGCCAAAUGGGCAGGGAGCACAACUUACACCUGGCAAAUGGGUAGCAAUCUGUACGUACCCGGUGAAGUUGGUGCUAUUGCGCGUCAGUUUCUCCGGUGCCUUCUGCACCAGUUGACGCCGAACAAGGUGUUUAUCCAACUGUUCCAGACUCAGGUGCCUGAACAGAUGAAACAAUCCUUCUUCAAGACGAUGGCAUCAGCGUUGACUGACUUUGCCGAGCUGACUCCAGCUGCACCCCUCCAGUUGUUGCUGGAAUCUCUGAAUGAGCAGAAACAAUUGUCACCAGCCCAAAUUGCCAUGAUUCUACCCAAUGUGGCCUGUUAUUUUGAGUGUUUACCACCGCUGGAGUUAAGCGCAGGAAUUUGGACGCCACUUUUCACUCAGCUAGAAAUUUUCUGCACUCGGCUUAUUCUAGUCCUGCCCUUGCUAAAUGGCAAUCCAGCUCACAGCAAUUCGCUUCUGAGAAUAAUGGCCAGCAGCAAUCGGGUGUCAGCACUCCAACUCGCUCCGUGUCGUAGUAGCAUUCUCGAGGCUUUCGCCAAGGUCGUGUUGUACAUCGUUCAGCAUUGGGCCGGCUUCGAUUAUAAGCAUAUAGUAGAACUAUGUCAUCUGGCCUUUCGAUCAUUUGUUAAAGAUCGUGAGAAGUAUAUGUUGACACGGACACUUGUCGAUGAACUAGCCUCCGUGAUGAAACUGAAAUCAAGUCUACCGGAUUCAACGUUAAUGAUUUUGGUCCAUUUCAUCUUGCAAGAUGCUGGAGGUACUUUGCCACCCCAUUGCCUGUUAAUGGACGACUCAGAUAAUAGUGCCAAUCAUCUGAAGGUGUCUUCAGCUGAUGGAUCUACUGGUAGUGGCAGCACUGGUGCAUUCGACUGCAUCCGACCACAUUUUAACGAUAUUAUGGACUUUUUGGCUGACGUUCACACGCUCAGCAAACUCAAAAGCAAUAGUCGGGCCAUGAGCCCUGGUCCAGGUUUAGAUGAAGAUACCCUCGGUGGAACUGUCAAAGCCGGGAUGGCACAACUUUUGGCACUAGAACUCGUCCGCGGUAACGGGAAAGAUAACAAAUGCCUUCAACGUUACAUGCCCUGGUUGCUAAAUCCGCCGUCGUCCAUCCAGCAAGGGCCACGGGAGUUCCUGGAAUGCGUUUGCCAUGUGAGACUGCUGUCGUGGUUGUUAUUAGGUGCAUUGCAACAUACAGCUCUGGUGACUCACACUCACUCGAAUGGGCCACUGUCCAUGCCAACGGGCGUAACGUUGAAUCCUUGCUUACCGUUACCCAUCGAAGUUUCCUGCUCCUUGGCUGAUCAUAUUCAGGGAAUAUUGGCUGGAUUCGCAGAACAAUCGAAGACUUCCGUCCUUCACAUGUCGUCUCUAUAUCAUGCAUUCCUUCUAUGUCAACUAUGGACGAUUUAUUUGGAGUUUAUGGCCGGCCAGCAGGGCAAUAAUUCAAACGCCGAGCAACAGGCUACCAUUUUCAAUGUUCUGGUAGACUUUUGGAGCAAAAUCACUCCAUCCGUUUUGCAAUUAGUAGCGCACUCCUCAGUGCUAACAGAGAUGGUCAAUUUACAUUUUUUGAGCCUCAUGGAAGCGUUGGCUGAGUGCAGAUCGUCGGUUUUGUCGCUUUUGCUACCCCUCUGGACACCAGUUUUGCAAGCACAAAAUUCACAGACACAGUUACCCGUUCAUUUGCAAGUUCGUUUACAAGCCUGCGUAGAAGGCUAUUCAAUGAACAUGGGCACGGUGUCGAACGGGGGUGGUAUGUGCGAAGGAUUAGAAACUCAUUUGGAAGGGUGGCUACUUCGUUGGCUACAAAAACUUCAGUUUAAGAUGGGUCAAAUAGAAAUUCAAUCCUCCACUGCUAGUCAGUUUUACAAUGUUUAGUUCUCCGCAUUGCAGAAUCCCAUUAUUUAGGUAUUUGUAUUUAAUGCAUCCCACGUAGCGCAGACUGCUUACUCUCUUUUGCCACACUCUGGUGGUUCGGGUGUUUUUUUGUUUUUUUGAAAUCGUUGUAUCAGAUUUCCAUUUACAUGAAUGGACAACCUGCUUCUCACCCCUUCCGACAACAACAAAAAAGAAAGAAGUCGGGCUUAUUUUAAUGUCCUUAUUUUCAAACCUGUCUGAAGUUGUUUUCUCGCCAGAUGGCGAUCCUGGAUCUCCUUUUAUUGUCUUAAAAAUUUUGAUGAAUAUGUGUUAGAUAGCUGUAUUGGUAUUGCGACAAUUGAUCGUUCAAGAGGUAGUAGUGAAAGUUACAUGCAGUUCUGUUUAGUUUGAA
Molecule: messenger RNA, 7934 nt
Organism: Daphnia carinata
Lineage: Eukaryota; Metazoa; Arthropoda; Branchiopoda; Diplostraca; Daphniidae
Gene: unc79
Product: protein unc-79 homolog
Exons: 26
Coding region: 116-7543 (2475 amino acids)
Molecular function (GO): protein binding
Source: RefSeq, a predicted model, not a curated record